AUGCGGAAACCUCUUUCACCAAGGUUUCGUUUCUGGUUAACCUUGACGUAUCUCGCUCAAGGAGAGAGCAUGAGAACUAAACAUCUAGAGUUUAGAGUUGGCAAAUCUACUGUUUGCAAAGUAGUGCCAGAAGUUUGUCGUACUAUAUGGCAUGUCUUGCAACCCAUUGUGCUUCCUACAUUAAAUGCUAAUGGCUGGACAAAAAUAAGUAAUGAAUACAUGCUAAGGUGGCAAUUUCCAAACUGUAUUGGUGCUCUGGAUGGCAGACACAUGGAAAUCAAAAAGCCUCCAUGCUCUGGAUCACAGUACUACAAUUACAAAAGCUUCUUCAGUAUAGUGCUACUGGCACUUUGUGAUGCAAAUCACAAAUUCACAUGGGUAGAUAUUGGACAGUUUGGUUCGAUCAGUGAUGGUGGUGUGUGGAGAAAUUCGGAAUUAGCUGCAGAUCUCGCCUCUGGUGAUGCUGAUCUUCCACUACCAAUACCUCUUCCAGGUCGAGAUGUUCCUUUCCCACACGUGAUUGUGGCCGAUGAGGCUUUCCCUCUUAACACAUAUCUCAUGCGUCCCUAUGCGAGACGCAAUGGAUUAACAGACCGAUACAUCUUAUCUGGUAUUAUUGCACAUGAAGGAAAUAAUGAUGUAACAUCUAUAGGUCAUUACAUCGCUUACAUUGAAACAGGCAGAAAAUGGGUUUACUAUAAUGAUAAUUCGCGUAAAGGUAAAUCAAGAGUUGUUGACGAACAAACUGCGGUCAAAGGUCACAUAUGCAUGUACACCCUCACGAAAUAA
Molecule: messenger RNA, 789 nt
Organism: Trachymyrmex cornetzi
Lineage: Eukaryota; Metazoa; Arthropoda; Insecta; Hymenoptera; Formicidae
Exons: 4
Coding region: 1-789 (262 amino acids)
Biological process (GO): protein deubiquitination
Molecular function (GO): cysteine-type deubiquitinase activity
Source: RefSeq, a predicted model, not a curated record